Messenger RNA from Limulus polyphemus (Atlantic horseshoe crab), 1323 nucleotides. RefSeq names its product EF-hand domain-containing protein D2 homolog. The record is from RefSeq and is a predicted model, not a curated record. Bases 198 to 779 code for a protein of 193 amino acids. Gene Ontology annotation, molecular function: calcium ion binding. Lineage: Eukaryota; Metazoa; Arthropoda; Merostomata; Xiphosura; Limulidae. The transcript has 4 exons.
AGCUGGUGGCCUACAGUACUCGUUGGUUUGUCGAGGAGAAGAACUCGUGCAGGUUCUGUACCAUUUAUUUAAACUUUAAAGAUUGAACAGUAUAACAACCACGGAGAGCCGUAUCGCGAGGUUUGGAAUUCAGGAUAUAACGUAAACGAACUUUGAGAUUUUGGUAAUUGAAUUGAUGAUAUUUCGUGUCGUUUGAUAUGGCGGAGCCUGAAUUAGCUAAGAAGUUAGCCCGUCGUCAGGUUAUUAACAGCUCGGAAAUUGUCUGUUCGAUUAACCAAACCUUCAACCCUUAUACGGAGUUUCCCGAUUUUUCGAGAAAGGAAAUAAAAGAAUAUGAAAAAAUGUUUAAAAUGUAUGAUGUUGGUGGUGACAGAUACAUAGACUUCGAGGACUUGAAGAGGAUGAUGGAGAAGUUAGGGGCUCCACAGACACAUCUUGCUCUCAAGAAUAUGAUCUACGAAGUGGACGAGAAUAAUGAUAAUAGAAUCGAUUUCCGUGAGUUCUUGAUGAUUUUCUGGAAGGCUAGAGCAGGAGAACUGUCGGCGGGCAGCGGGUUACUGGAGCUGGCCCACCUCACAAACAUAGACGUCGACAAGGCUGGCGUUGGCGGUGCCAAAACGUUUUUCGAGGCUAAGAUAGAACAACAAAAACGUACGAACAAGUUUGAAGAAGAAAUUAAAUCGGAGCAAGAAGAACGGAGACAACAUGAGAAAGAACGGAAACAACGGAAAGCGGAAUUCCUCGAAAAAGCCCAGUUCUUUCAGAAAACUGCAGCGUAGCAUGCAGAUGUGAAUAUAUUGGUUCUCUAGAUAAUACGAAAUUAAAGUGUAGGUAGCGCCAUCUAUGAAUAAAAAAAGCUUAAUUUUAAAUGUUUCAACAUAACAUACGCAUUGAACUCGUAGGAAAUGCUCUUUUUAGAAUGUUAAUCUAUUAAUAUUCAUAAAGGUUUACUAACAUUUCAAUUAAAUAUAUAUAGCAAAAGAACAAUUUAGUUUCUUGUUUUUUAUCCAGGUUCACGUCUGUUUUUUUGUUUUUUUUACCAUAGUUUAGAAAAUUCAUCCGAAGAUUUUAAUAAGUUGUUUUUUGCAAGUUUGUUUCAUUAAAACUCUGUUUGGGAACUCUGUAUAAAAUUUCAUUUUUAGCUAAGGUAGUACGUGUUUUAUUUUUCCUUAUGGCUUAUAUAACGAAUCUUAGUUUUACUUUUAAGUCUGUAUUCUGUAAACAACUUUAAACUCGUGCGGAAUGUAAUACAAUUUCACAAUUAGAUCUUUGGAAGAUGAUCGAAGUAGUUAUAUUGUAAUAAAUUCUAAUUUUUAAUGUGUA